Stereum hirsutum FP-91666 SS1 is the source of this 1491-nucleotide messenger RNA. RefSeq lists its product as uncharacterized. The record is from RefSeq and is a predicted model, not a curated record. The transcript is spliced from 3 exons. Gene Ontology annotation, molecular function: calcium channel activity. Gene Ontology annotation, biological process: calcium ion import across plasma membrane. Bases 1 to 1491 code for a protein of 496 amino acids. NCBI's taxonomy places the organism in Eukaryota, Fungi, Basidiomycota, Agaricomycetes, Russulales, Stereaceae.
AUGUUACCUGAACCCGUCUGGCUUCUCCUCUUAUGUCUUGCUUUUCCACUACCACAAGCAAGAGCUCAAUCGUCCUCCAUAAGACUGAACACGCCAAUAUCCCUCGGGGCCGCUAACCUUACAUCCUCAAACCCUACCACAUUCACACUCCCCAGUCCUUCCGCGUCGUCCUUCCUGUCCGUCUCCGUCGCACUAUGCUCCAAUUCGACUACUAUUCCGCAAUUCUGGGUGUCCAAUAGCAGUGAUAAUACGUCGCCUGGACCGAGUGGCGGGACAGACGUGUACCAGCUGUCGACAGACGACAUCGGGAUGGCGAACAUGACUCUGUCCGUGCAAGAUGGCAAUAAAGUCACGUUGGCCAUUUGGGGAGCCAGUUCAGACGACAGUAUAGAGAUAGGUGCCUCAGAUCAAGACCCAGUGCAUGAGUACUUCACGGAACUUCCCUUCCUCGGUGACACGUCUGCCAACCAGGCAAUCCUUUAUUCAUAUCCGUUUGACCCACCGAAUGUUGACCAGCCGUCGUACCCGAACUACACCCUCCCCGACGCCAAUACGACAUUCCCUACCGCCCCAUCCUCACGUUCACUCAGCAACUUUUCUCUCGUCUUCGCACGCACUGCAAAGGCUAAUCUCACGAAAUUACCGCAGACGGGAUGUGCACUUCGGAACGUGACAAAUUCGGGGCAGAUCAUCGAGCAACAGUUAUGGUUGAGGGACUCGGAUGGUUGGAGGUCGGAGUGGUUACUUGGGGGUUUGACGCCGGGGACAAAUUAUACGGCAUACACGAUUGAGAAUGGCACGAAGGUCAGUGGACCUAUAUAUCUCACUACGAAGACCGCGACCUUUCCAUGUCCCCUCGUCCACUCUCUACCAUACUGCCCGUCGGUCUCAUACGCUGUCCCUCUCCCCUUCCCAGAAUUUCCCGCCCAGGUUCACGACUCGACGACUUUGCCGACAUCUUUGACCGACCCCCUUCUCGGAUACCUCACCAACUUCACAACAUCCCUCCUCACCUUCGCUUGCGGUCGAGACCUCUACUCUCCCAUCCAAUCAUGUGCAGGCUGCCAAGUGGCCUACCGAAAAUGGCUCUGUACGAUCUCCUUGCCUCGCUGUGGCGAAUACCCUCCGUCCUCGUCCUCGACCACCACAACGUCCUCCACGAGCGUUGCUACAAACUCCAACGGCGUCUCAAUUGCGACCACUACAACACCUGCGCUUGUCGUACAGACUGCAGGUGUCUCGGCGAGGAACGAGAACUUGCCGCCGUUUAGCGCGAAUUAUACGGCGCUGUUACCAUGCAUCGAAACGUGUACCGCGACGGACCGGGCAUGUCCGAAUUUCCUAGGGUUCAAGUGUCCUUCGACUUCAUUCAAUGCGAAUUCCAGUUAUGGGGUGGGCUAUAUCGAUGCUACACUAGGAGAAUACGAGGGCGGUGGAUUACCGGGGGUGGCGCAGGAUAAGUGGGGGAAUGUGUAUUGUAACGGGAGUUGA